AUGGUAUACGCACCAGGGCCUCGACCCAGACUAUAUUUCCCGACCGCGGUAGGCCCAGGAAGUCGGCGUGACGUGAACGAGGCCGAGGAAAAGUAUCGGCAGAUGGGGUGGGAAGCUAUGCGGGAAACAGUUGCUUAUUACUCAGAGCGGGGCGACUUGCAGAUGAGUGCAGCGCUGUCAACUGUAGGAGGAGUCGAGUUGGGCAUAUCUCCCGAGACUCAUGAAAGGAUUGUUGAUGCCUACCUAGCUGCGUAUGUCCGAAAUACGCCAAAUCCAAGUUUGCAGAGAGGGAAACCACGAAUGUUCCCAUGGGGGCCAUCAAGAAUGUUACCGAUCAUACUAUUUAUCUCGGCCGCUGGCCAACGGGACGGAUCGAGCACGGCAGCAAACUCACGCACGAGUACUAUUCUCGAAUCCGAUCCGAAGAGCGGGACCCCAUCCAUGCAAUCGUUGGGAUUGGGAGCCGAGACAGAAAAACCCUUUGACGAUGCCGCCUCGGUCAAGACCGAGAAAACCCAGGAUACUUUAAUUACAGAUCCCGGAAACAGAAAUAGCAUGGAGCUGCCUGCCCAAGACGAGGACAUCCCUGCGCUGCUGGGUGUGGACAUUAUUGCUGGGCCUCGAACGAUCGUGAAACCGCCGACGUAA
Messenger RNA from Rhizoctonia solani, 648 nucleotides. Its product is annotated as WD domain, G-beta repeat protein. Bases 1 to 648 code for a protein of 215 amino acids. The transcript is spliced from 5 exons. The record is from RefSeq and is a predicted model, not a curated record. Lineage: Eukaryota; Fungi; Basidiomycota; Agaricomycetes; Cantharellales; Ceratobasidiaceae.